GUCCGAGUUGAUUCUUUAACUGCACUCUUAAAACGUCUACCAUUCUGAAGUCCUAAAUGCCUUCCCAUUUCACAACCUCGAUCACUCAUAACAAAACCAAGGACCUUACCAGUGCGUUUGUUGCUGUCGGGAGGUUGUUAACUCAAAUCUUGAUUUCAGUUGAUCAUUGGAGCUCAAAUGAUCAAGCACAAAAUGACAACCUUAAAUCGACUUUUCUUUUUGGUAGACACUGAUUGAAAUGGAUAGCUACCUGUGUUCCUCCGGUCCGGAAACCCCGCUGGAAUCACCACCAAAUGCAGACCCGUCGCAACCAAAGUUCGAAGAAGGGGUAAAAAGAGACUGUCGCUUUCCUGAACCUUUGGCCAGUGUAUCUAAUCCUGUACAAGCAGCACCUGUAGCUUCUCGUAACUUAAAGCUUGAGUGGCCACAAGUAACUCUUCAAACCACGACAACCACUAGUACUACAUCGAGCGAUCCGCGGAGCGCGUUUAGUUCCACUACACAACAAGCCUUUCCUACUUCAUUCUCUGGCAGUGAACUGGAACUCAACCAUGCGUUUCAUUGUGAUUUUCCCGGUUGUAAAAAGCGCUACACGAAGAGCUCGCAUCUUGGGACUCACAAGCGGAUUCAUACCGGGGAGAAGCCCUUCCUGUGUCCGUGGGAAGAUUGUGGGUGGUGUUUCCGCAGAUCGGACGAACUUAAGCGGCACUAUCGACGGCACACUGGAGAAAAACCCUACGUGUGUCCUCUUUGUGGAAGGUCUUUUAGCCGUUCGGAUCACCGAUCUUCUCACAUAAAGAAAAUACAUCCGCUAAUGUAGGACACUGCAAUAAAUUGUACAAAGUGCUCAGUUGUUCAGGUACGCGACGCAUUUCAUAACAUGGAGAAAUAACGACUCACAAUUUGCUUAAUCAAGUAUUGUAUAUCCAAUUUGUAUGUUACAUUGUGAAAUUAUGAUUAUUUAGUUUAUGUAAUGAGAAUGAGCGUCGUUCAGUUGCAUGAAACAGCAUUAUUUAACAAAAUUGUUAAACAAAUAGUAAAUAAUUGUACAUACACUCUUAUCCUAAGCCCAUGUCGCGAAGUUAUUGACAUUAAUUAUUUUAUUAAUAUGCCUGAAGUGAAACUCUUAUUUGCUCGAGGAAACUCUCUCUUUUUAUUCGUGGGACGUCAUUCAAACAUUGGUAUAAGAUUGGAAGACAUUAUAUUGUUUUAUCAUGAUGAUAAUUUAAAUAUAUUCAUGGCCACGAGUCUAUGAGCGGAGCGGUGAUUUUUCAGACAUUGAGAGUACCAACUCACUCCGUGGUAAAAGAAGUAACAUUUUUAACCGCCAGCCGGUCAACGAUGACUUAUUGCUGUAAUUAACCUGUUAUAAGAAAGAUUUCUAUGAGGGAACACGGGGGCUGGCUCCAAAUGUUAUGGUAUUUAGUAAUAAACCAGUAGAAUUGUAAAAUCGUGUUUUUCUGCCUUUAAACAAUCUGAAAAGACUCCGGCCGUAGACAAAGCGUAGACAAACCCAUUCCUUCUUGUCGAGGUGUGGAGCUGUAGAAGUGUUGAAUUGUGAAGAGCUUUGGUCAACACGUCUUUGUAAUUUAACAGACAUAACUCUGAAAUUAUCGCCAUUAAACAAACUGCCAUGUA
Orbicella faveolata is the source of this 1638-nucleotide messenger RNA. Its product is annotated as Krueppel-like factor 5. NCBI's taxonomy places the organism in Eukaryota, Metazoa, Cnidaria, Anthozoa, Scleractinia, Merulinidae. The record is from RefSeq and is a predicted model, not a curated record.